Messenger RNA from Fundulus heteroclitus (mummichog), 1395 nucleotides. RefSeq names its product mpv17-like protein. Gene Ontology annotation, cellular component: cytoplasm; membrane. Bases 334 to 969 code for a protein of 211 amino acids. The transcript has 4 exons. The record is from RefSeq and is a predicted model, not a curated record. NCBI's taxonomy places the organism in Eukaryota, Metazoa, Chordata, Actinopteri, Cyprinodontiformes, Fundulidae.
GGGAGCCAACUGGAGCCGGUGGAAGGCAGGCGGUGGCUCCCGUUCUUCUGAGCACUAGAAGGAGUUUGACAAGCAGGGAACCUGUACUGUGUGACAUUACUGUGGGAGAUGUUCGCUAUUUUUUGAUUAUUAUAGUGAUUUGUUAAACCUUAAAGCGGAAGCGUACGGCUGCGUACGUUUUUUUUUUCUUUACUGAUGCUAAGUCCUCCAGGGAGAAGGAGAGAAGGGAGAACGACGGUUUAACGUCCCGUUUUUAGCUGACUUCCAGCCCGAACAACGACGCCUUUCACUCCCCUUCAUGUUGGGCAACCCGCCGCCAGCGCAGACCGAAUCAUGCUGCAGGCGUUUCUGAGGCACGUCCGCCGCUUCCCGUGGGUCACCAAUGUCACGCUGUACGGCUGCCUGUUCGCCGGCGGGGACCUGGUCCACCAGUGGUUCUCCGCCAGGGACCGAAUGGACUGGAGGCAGACGCGCAACGUCGCGGUGGUCGCCUUCACUUUCCACGGCAACUUCAAUUUCUUCUGGAUGCGCCUGCUGGAGCGCAGGUUCCCGGGCAACUCCGCCGGGAUGGUGAUGAGGAAGCUGUUCCUGGACCAGACGACGGCGGCGCCGCUGGCCACCAGCGUCUUCUACACGGGUGUCAGCUUUCUGGAGGGCAAAGAAGACAUCUUGGAGGACUGGAGGGAAAAGUUCCUGAACACGUAUAAGACCGGGCUGAUGUUCUGGCCCUUCAUGCAGUUUCUGAACUUCGCCUUGGUGCCCCUGUACGUGCGGACCACCUUCACCGGCUGCUGCGCCUUCGUCUGGGCCACCUUCCUCUGCUUCUCGCGUCAGACUGGCGACGGCACAGCCGGAGCCGCUCUGGCGUGGAUGUUCCCACCCAAAGACGACGCGGCCGAACAAGCCAAAGAGAAAGCGGAGCCGAAGCUCCAGGUAGAGCAAGCGGCAGCAUCCAGGAACGGGAAAUAGCAGAACUGGCAGCCGUUCUGCAGGGAAGAGGACAGAGGGUUAGAAACUGGUCUGAAAAAGACGCACGCUGGGUCCAGGGGACAGACGCUCAGAGCUGUCCUCUCACGUCUCAUGGCCUGGUUUUGCAAAAAGAAGCAAAAAAAACAAACAAUUACUGCCAGACUCAUGUGCUGAGUCCUCACUGAUGCUGCAAACCUCCACCAGCUCGUUGAAUGUCUUCAAACUGCAAAAGUGGUAAAACAUACCAGGUCAGAGACAAGUUCACAUCUUACUUAUCCUCAUAACACUUUUUAAAUUUUUUUUUUAUUUCAUCAGGUUGGCAUCCAUUAUUGUUCUGCUUUAACUCAACCAGGCGAGCGCUUUGCUCAGCUGAACAAAUGUUGAAAACAUUCGCGAGCACGUCUUCGGUUUCCCUCAGGCGUCGGG